AUGUCAGUGAAAGAGUACGAGGAAUUGCUAGGAGUUAUUCCUCUCUCUACAGUUGAUUAUGCCUUUGCGUAUGGAUCAGGCGCACUUCAGCAAAAAGGCGAGAAUAAAUCGGAGAAGAUGGUGGAUUUUAUAUUGAGUACCAAUGAUCCUGUUCGAUUUCACGCUGAAAAUCUCGAGAGAAAUCCGUCGCAUUACAGUCUUUUGAGGUGUAUCGGACCGAAUGCGCUGGCGAAGUAUCAGACUAAUCUUGCUGCGAGGAUCUAUUACAAUACUCAUGUUCCUGUUGGGGCUCGCCGAAUGAAAUAUGGUGUUAUCGCCACAGAUGACCUUAAUCAGGAUCUUCUUGACUGGAAGUGGCUAUACGUUGCUGGACGUCUCCAUAAACCAGUACUAGAUGCAGCUUUAUUACUGUUACCUGACUCCUUUGCGCUGGAAGAGCUUUACCGGAACGUUGUUGCUCUUUCCUACACUGGCGAUUUCAGAAUGAUUGUUGGAGAAGAUAAAAGUAAGAUAAACAAGAUUGUUCAAGGUAGUAUGGAAGAGCUGAAUAGAGUUUAUGAUCCGAUUCUGUCUGAAGAUCCCAAAGUUGUUGUGCAGAACGGAAACGUUCUACAGGAUGGUUCUACUGCAGCUAUAUACCAUCGCUUGAACCUCCUACCUUCCACUGUGCUAAACUCUAUUCAGCGCAAUUGGAAUAAGAGGAACAAAUGGCAAAAGGACACGGAAGAGGUUUUAUUCUCGUUAGCACACCGACAUGAUGUUGCCUCGCAUGUGUCUGUAGCCAUUUCUUCAAUAGUUGCUCCAGUUGCCUUCUCUCAAAGUGUUAAAAAUGCCGUUACUGCCGGCUUCACUCGUAGUAUUUUAUACAGUUUAGCAAAACUGGCCAAAAUGGUUAAAAGUGUGACAAGAUAA
Molecule: messenger RNA, 912 nt
Organism: Necator americanus (New World hookworm)
Lineage: Eukaryota; Metazoa; Nematoda; Chromadorea; Rhabditida; Ancylostomatidae
Exons: 6
Coding region: 1-912 (303 amino acids)
Biological process (GO): cardiolipin biosynthetic process; CDP-diacylglycerol biosynthetic process
Cellular component (GO): mitochondrion
Molecular function (GO): phosphatidate cytidylyltransferase activity
Source: RefSeq, a predicted model, not a curated record